CUGCGAAACAAGCCAUCCAUUUUCGUAUUGAGAGAUAUUUUACCUUCUUCUCUAUGCAGAAACCCCCUAUUUUCAGUCGCAUACAUAAGUGAGAAAUUAAGAGAUAUGGCUUAUGCUGCUAUUACUUGUCUUAUGAGAACCAUACAUCAAUCAAUGGAACUUGCUGGAUGUGAUUUUCAACCGUUCUAUGAAAAGCUCGAAUGUUUGAGAGCUAUUCUGGAGAAACCAUGUAAAACAACAGACGAUCUCGAGGCAUCAACAAUUUUGGAAGCUGAAAUCACUGAUAUAGCAUACACAACAGAAGAUAUGGUUGACUCAGAAUCAAGAAAUGUUCUUUUAGCACAAAAUGUGGAGGAAAGAAGCAGAUCUAUGUGGGAGCUCUUUUUCCUCUUGGAACAAGCACUAGAAUGCAUGAAACAGCAUAUCGCAGCAUGGGACACCAUGGAAGAUCUAAAACCACAAACUUACGCUCUUUCCAGUGUACCAGAACAAGCUGUAGAGCGGCCUGAGAAUAUAAUGGUUGGACAUGAAACUGAAUUCGAGAUGAUGCUGGAUGUACUUGCUAGAGGAGAAAGUGAACUAGAAGUUGUCUCAGUUGUAGGGAUGGGGGGCAUCGGGAAGACAACUUUGGCUACAAAACUCUACAACUAUCCAUGUAUUAUAUCUCGAUUUGAUAUUCGUGGAGAAGUUACUGUUUCACAAGAGUUUUGUGCGAGAAGCGUACUCUUGUUCCUUCUUUCUUCAAUUAGUGGAAAGACUGAUGAAUCUCAUGAGCACCAAGAGGAUUGGAAACUAGCUGACCAACUGCAGAAGCUUCUAAAAGGCAAGAGAUAUUUUGUAGUCAUUGAUGACAUAUGGACUACAGGAGCUUGGGAUAAUAUGAGACGAUGUUUCCCAGACUGUAAUAAUGGAAGCCGAAUACUCUUGACUACUCGGAAUGUGGAAGUGGCUGAAUAUGCUAGCUCAGGUAAGCCUCCUUAUCCGAUGCGCCUCAUGAAUUUUGAAGAAAGUUGGAGUUUAUCGUACGAAAAGGUCUUCGCAAACGAUUCUUUUCCACCUGAAUUUGAAUGGCUUGGGAAACAAAUUGCAUUAAAAUGCGGAGGAUUGCCUCUAGCAAUUGUUCUGAUUGCAGGACUUCUCUCUAAUAGUGAUAAAACAUCGAAUAUGUGGAGAAGUGUGGCCGAGAAUGUAAGUUCAGUGGUAAGCGCUGAAGUCCAAUGCAUGAAAGUGUUGGCUUUGAGUUACCAUCACUUACCUUCUCACCUGAAACCGUGCUUUCUAUAUUUUACAAUUUUCCCGGAGGAUAAACUGAUUUCUGUCGAUAGACUUGUGGAAUUAUGGGUUGUAGAGGGAUUUUUGAAGGUAGAAGAGAUGAAAAGCAUAGAAGAGGUGGCAGAAAAGUAUCUGAAAGAUCUAAUAGACAGAAGUUUAAUUUCGAUUGGUCAUUCGAGAUUUGAUGGAAAAAUAGAAAGUUGUGGCAUACAUGAUGUGAUCCGUGAACUUUGCUUGAUGAAAGCUCAAACCAUGAAUAUUGUGAAUUAUCUCGGAGAAAAGGGUUUUCUAAAUCCACGUGCGCAGUCCAUGCAGUAUUCCUCUAAGAGUCGAGGUCGGAUCAGUAUCCAAGGUGAGGAAGAAUUGGCUGUGUACCAUAACAGCGACACUCAUUCUAUUAUCAUGUUUGGUAGAUUCCAUCAGUUCAAGCCAGAGUUUUCUUUCAAGCAAGUAAGAGUACUAGAUCUUUCUUCAGUUCACCGUCCAUUUUUUCCCAGUGGAAUACUUCAUUUACUUCACUUGAGAUACCUAGCUUUGUGCCUUCGUCCUGCUGUGAAGUACUAUUUUCCCUCAUCACUAAUAGACAUGAUUCCUCCGUCGAUAUCAAGCCUAUGUUAUCUGCAAACUUUCAUGGUUUACCGAUCAUCUCUUGAGAGUCGUCUUGUCACAGAGGAAUAUCCUUUGAUAUUGCCAUCAGAAAUUUUGAUGAUGCCGCAGUUGAGGCACCUCCGUUUGGACUGGAAUUAUUUGUGGGAUUAUAAGCCUACAGAGAAAAGUUUGGUUCUAAAAAAUUUGCAACGUCUCUAUGGAUUGAAUCCUUUGCAUUGUACUGCAUCUCUCUUUAGACUGCUUCCCAAUCUAAAGAAGUUGAACGUACUUGGUGUCCGAGAAGACUUCCGUAGUCUCAAGGACCGGUAUGAUAUUUGCUACUUAUAUCAUCUCGAGGAAUUGGAAUUCAAUCUUACUAUUCUAGAUACAUCAGAAUUGGUACGGUCUGUAGAAAUCGACCCUUCAGAUUCUAUGAUUUUUCAGAAUCGACGGCCAUUUUCUUUUGUACGUGUUGUUCCACUUUUGGUCCUACCUUCUCCCGAUGCUUUUCCAAACCUUAAGAUUUUAUCUUAUAGCGGACAUUUCUUCUUUUCAUGGAAUGAUUUGAGCAUUGUUGGAAAAUUGCCCAAACUCGAGUCCCUUAAACUAUUAAAUAUUACCUUCGGAGACAAUGAGUGGGAAGUAGCCGAGGAAGGAUUUCCGCAGUUGAAGUUCCUGCAACUGAUCAAUAUUGAAAUUUGGUACUGGAUAGCCAGUUGUGAUCACUUUCCCCGCCUUGAACGACUAUUUCUUGAUAAUUGCCACGGAUUAGAUUCAAUCACUCAAGAUUUUGCAGACAUUACCACACUUGUUCUUAUUGAUAUAACCAGGUGUACAGAAUCUGUUGGGAAUUCCGCUAAGCAGAUUCAACAGGACAUUCAAGAACACUAUGGAGGUUCCGUUGAGGUCCAUAUUCGUCAUCCUUUGAGAAAAUAUGCAUCAGAGUUACUAUCUGAACUAGGAUUGACAGCAGCCAAGCCUGCAGCUACUCCUAUGGACUACAAUACUAAGCUGAUAUCUAGACAGUUUGAUGAGCAUGUCAAGCAAAAUCAGACUGCUGAUGAUCCACCAGCAAAUCAAGCAGCUUAUCAAAAGUUGAUUGGCAAGCUAUUGUACUUAACUAUGACAAGACCAGAUAUAGCCUUUUGUGUUCAAACUCUAAGCCAAUUCCUCCAAGAUCCUAAGAAGUCCCACAUGGAAGCUGCACUCAGAGUGGUGAAGUAUGUUAAAGGUCAACCAGGUCAGGGUGUGUUACUGUCUAGUGACUCAGAUAAUAGAGUAAGUGCCUAUUGUGAUGCAGAUUGGGCAUCCUGCCCUCAAACUAGGAGGUCUGUGACUGGUUACUUUGUGAAGAUUGGGAAAUCAGUAGUGUCCUGGAAAUCAAACAAACAAACAAUUGAAUCCAAGAGCUCAGCUGAGCCAGAGUUCAGAAGCCUUGCAGCAGUAACAGAUGAAAUGGUAUGGAUACUAGGCUUGAUGAAGGAGAUUGGGAGUGAAGUAUUGCUACCUGUGGAUGCAUAUACAUCGAUCCCUGCGCUCAUGGGUGAUGACCUGCUUGCUGGCUAUGUCUCAUCAAGUAUUAAGCCACUGAAGCAGGACAGGGAAUAUCUAGCGAAAAGGGUGAGAUUGAAGCUAAUUACAGACAAAAAGGAAAUGUUUUACGUGAAAUGGGACAUUUCACCAGAAAGUAAACAGAGAAGACUGCUACACAUAGCUGAGUUGCCUAACCUUGAGGUGCUAAAGCUGAUGUUUAAUGCUUGUGAUGGCGAAGAAUGGUGUCCAACGGUUAUGGGAUUUAAUCGAUUGAAGCUUUUGCUAAUUGAAGGUAAUCAUCUCAAGUACUGGAAAGCCACAAAUGACAAUUUUCCUGUCCUUGAGCGCCUCCUGCUUAGCUAUUGCCAUCAUUUGAAAGAGAUACCUAUUGAGUUUGCAGAUAUUCACUCGCUACAACUGAUUGAGGUAGACUUUUGUCUUCCCGAACUUGGAGAAUCUGCUAUACGAAUUCAACAAGAACAGGAAGACCUCGGAAACAACCCCGUGGAUGUUCGUAUCAUUGAUCCAUUGUCACUCGUCCAAUCGCAUCAUAACGAUGAUGAUGAUGAUAAUGAAGAUUCAGAUGCUGAUGCUGCAGAAGAUGACGAUAAUAAAGAUUCAGAUGCUGAUGCUGCGGAAGAUGAUGAUAAUUAGGAUCGUCGGUCGUUAUCUGUUCAGAAUAACCUGUAA
Capsicum annuum is the source of this 4083-nucleotide messenger RNA. RefSeq names its product putative late blight resistance protein homolog R1B-8. The record is from RefSeq and is a predicted model, not a curated record. The transcript is spliced from 7 exons. Gene Ontology annotation, molecular function: ADP binding; alpha-tubulin binding. Gene Ontology annotation, biological process: protein folding. Lineage: Eukaryota; Viridiplantae; Streptophyta; Magnoliopsida; Solanales; Solanaceae.